CCGGAAACGGACAGCUGUGCCACGGCUGUAACCUGUGGUGCAGUUGUUAGCGCAUAACACUUCACACUGUUGCGCUUUGCAAAGCAAGAGGUUCAACAAUGUCUCUCUCUGUGAUACUUGGACUGAUGCUCUGCAUUGAAGCACCAGGGUCCAGCGCAGUGACUCAUGUGUUUGUGCAGAAGGGAAAAGAUGUACUUCUAGAAGUCACGGAAGCUGAUGUUCUUCAGAAAGAUUUAAUUCUCCUAUGGAGAUUCAAACAAAGGGACAUUUUAGUACGAUUUUUUCCAGGAACUGAACCAACGGUCUCUAAACUUUACACCGGAAGGCUUGAGUUCUCUCCAAAAAAAUACUCAGUGAAACUGAAGAAUCUACAAGAUGACGACAGUGGAGUUUAUACAGCACGAGUGACAGGGAGUAAAGAACAGACAGUAACUAAAUACAUGGUCACAGUUCAAGGUCCAGUGUCUCCAGUUGAUCUGAAUCCAGACUCUGUGUCCAUCAGCUCAGACUCCUGUAACCUCACUGUGACCUGCAGCACUGAGGACUCACACAUCAGCAGCACUUUCACAUGUGACACCAAAACCUGCUCUCAGGAGGGAGGAGACCAAUCAAAGGUCACCAACUCUGGUGCUUCCCUCCGUGUCCACCUGUUGAAUGAUACAAUCAUCUGUAACCAUAGCAACCAAGUCAGCUGGACUCAGAAGAAUAUGACACAGAUUCAGGAUCUCUGUCCCCUACAUGCUGGUCUCUCUGAUGGUGUCUCCAUCUGUCUGGUGAAGACAGUCGUGUUCUCUGUUGGUCUGAUCAUCAUGGUGUCUGCUGUCAUCAGUGUCCACCUCAUGGAGAAGAUCAGGAAACAAAAUAAACAGUUCUCCUCUAAUCAAAUGAACAUAGAGCUCAAUCUCUUGUAGUGAACAUCUUAAAGUUGCCUGUGGAUUUUUUUCUCUUACAGCCAGUGGCGUCUUUCCAUCAUUGAGCCACCAGAGGGCGCUGCUGUGUAGGGAGGAUCACAGCAGUAUGUUAGAGAGAGUCUGGUCAACUACGGAAUGGACCGUCUGAGCUAUCCCGCUAUGCUGAUAGGAUCUGAGCUUGUCACUUAUGUCAUGGGCGCCAUGUUUGCUACAUCUAACCAAAAUUCAAAAAACUACCCCCCAAAAAUAUAUUUAUUGGCCCAUUUUUCUGAAAGCAGGCUUAACAAGCUCAGAACCAGCCUCAGAACAAGUCCAGCUCGGGCCUUUCUUGGUUGAGUUUGCAUGUUCUCCCUGUGUCUGCGUGGGUUUU
Messenger RNA from Mugil cephalus (flathead mullet), 1281 nucleotides. Its product is annotated as SLAM family member 5-like. The record is from RefSeq and is a predicted model, not a curated record. Lineage: Eukaryota; Metazoa; Chordata; Actinopteri; Mugiliformes; Mugilidae. The transcript is spliced from 4 exons. Bases 99 to 911 code for a protein of 270 amino acids.